CUCUUUUUCCGGUUGCGCUUGAUACUGAAAGAUGCCUGGAAUCACCGUUAAGGACGUCGAUCAAGACAAAGUGGUUGAGGGCGUUGCCCUUUUCCUGAAAAAGUCCGGCAAGCUGAAGGUUCCGGAAUACGUCGAUCUUAUCAAGACCGCCAAGUACAAGGAGCUUGCGCCAACGGAUCCGGACUGGUUCUAUGUGCGCUGUGCCUCGAUCCUGCGACGCCUGUAUCACCACAGCCCAGCCGGUGUUGGCUCGAUCUGCCGCAUUUAUGGAGGACGCCAGCGCAACGGUGUGCGUCCGUCGCACUUCUGCCGUUCCGACGGUAGCGCUACCCGUAAAGCUGUUCAAGCAUUGGAAGCCAUCAAGCUGAUCGAAAGGCACGCAGACGGAGGCCGCAAACUGACCAGCCAAGGCCAGCGGGAUCUGGAUCGCAUCGCCGCUCAGAUCUCGAGCAAGAAACGUGAAGCAAUGAAGAAGGAAGCCGCUCAGGUGUUGAAACUGCCAGAAUAAGCGAUGUGCUGUACAUUUCCUUAAGAGCGCUAAAAUGUGAAGCUGAUGUGGUCUGAAUAUAAAGUUACAACAGCAAUCGGCAGUUGAACAUCGA
Anopheles nili is the source of this 602-nucleotide messenger RNA. It is a transcript of the gene RpS19a, whose product is annotated as 40S ribosomal protein S19a. Gene Ontology annotation, biological process: translation; ribosomal small subunit assembly. The transcript is spliced from 3 exons. Gene Ontology annotation, cellular component: cytosolic small ribosomal subunit; ribosome. NCBI's taxonomy places the organism in Eukaryota, Metazoa, Arthropoda, Insecta, Diptera, Culicidae. The record is from RefSeq and is a predicted model, not a curated record. Gene Ontology annotation, molecular function: RNA binding; structural constituent of ribosome. Bases 32 to 508 code for a protein of 158 amino acids.